UUGCGCACUCGAAAUUGUUUUCUUAUUUGUGCACCCAACAUGCCGCUCUCCAGCUAUAAAUUCUGACUAGUUAGGCUCAGUCGGUCGCCAGUAACGCCAAGCGGGCCACUGCGUACCAUCAUCCCACUGUGGCUAUCACUGCAAUUUGCAUUGAUAACAUAUUGACUACGGCUCGGAUUUGACCCAGAAAUUAUGUCGCUGCUGGUGGAGUACACUGAUCCGAGGUGGCGCGGUCUAAACAUGCGCGCCCUCGCCGUCGACCAGGCCUACAUGUACCUGCGGUCGGAGUACGGGGAGCCCAGCUAUCUAUAUACGCUUUCCGACGAGUGCUAUACGUGCCCCUACACGAAAGUGAAAGCUCUGCCAGCUGCUGGCAGCGGACAGCAGUUGGAGCCGUUACAACUGAGCACGGAGUACGCUUUGAAUUUCAAAAUCUUUCAACACGAUCAGGGUCGCUAUGCCCACGAGAAUGUCUCUGCCCUCUGCUGGCUGCGCCGCACCGAUCUGCAGGAGUUCGGGGUCUACAAUCUGACGCUCCUGCCCAACGGCACCUGCGACUUUGCCGUGGACAAGCCGGGCGUGCCCAUCAACUACGCGUUCCUUUCCGUGUUCGUGCUGGUGGCCGCCGUGCUAAUCCUUCUGAAGCUAGGAAGCUGCGCCUGGCGUUGCUACCGCUACGAUGAGGCUGCUGCCGCGGCGGACAGCAUUGGGGCGGCUGCUACGAAGGCCACGCAGCGUAAGCGACUGCGAAGUCUGGACACGUUCCGCGGACUGUCCAUUGUUCUGAUGAUAUUCGUGAAUAGCGGGGGCGGCGGCUAUGCGUGGAUCGAGCACGCCGCCUGGAACGGCCUGCAUCUCGCCGACCUGGUCUUCCCCUCCUUCCUGUGGAUCAUGGGCGUCUGUAUACCUCUCUCGGUCAAGGCACAGCUCUCGCGCGGCAACAGCAAGGCCCGCAUCUGUCUGCGCAUCCUCUGGCGCUCCAUCAAAUUGUUCGCCAUCGGCCUCUGCCUCAACUCGAUGAGCGGCCCCUCACUGGAGCAACUGCGUCUCAUGGGGGUGCUGCAGCGUUUCGGGAUUGCCUUCCUUGUUGUCGGCAUCCUGCACACCCUCUGCAGCCGCCGGGAACAGGUCCAGCCACAGCGCGCCUGGCAUCGGGCCAUAUACGAUGUCUGUCUGUUCAGCGGGGAGCUGGCCGUGCUCCUGGCCCUGAUCGCCGCUUAUCUGGGCCUCACCUUCGGCCUGCCUGUGCCCGGCUGUCCGCGCGGCUAUUUGGGGCCCGGCGGAAAGCACGACCUGGCUGCGCAUCCGAACUGCAUUGGCGGCGCAGCUGGCUAUGUGGACCUGCAGGUCCUGGGCAAUGCACAUAUCUACCAGCAUCCCACAGCCAAGUAUGUGUACGACUCCAGUGCCUUCGAUCCGGAGGGAGUCUUUGGCUGCCUCCUCAGCAUUGUCCAGGUACUGUUGGGCGCCUUUGCCGGUCUCACUCUCCUCGUCCAUACCACCUGGCAGACCCGCCUUAGGCGCUGGCUGCUCCUCUCCCUGCUCCUGGGUGUCGUCGGUGGUGCUCUGUGCGGCUUCUCCCGGGAGGGUGGCGUAAUACCCGUGAACAAGAACCUCUGGUCGCUUUCGUUUGUGUUUGUGACCGUCAGCGUGGCCCUUCUGCUGCUGGCCCUGCUCUACUACAUCAUCGAUGUGCGCGACGGCUGGUGGUCGGGCUGGCCCUUUUCCGAAUGUGGCAUGAACGCCAUCAUCAUGUACGUGGGCCAUUCUGUCCUGCACAAGAUGCUACCCUGGCACUGGCGCCUCGGGCCCAUGAACACCCACUUUGUGCUGCUGCUCGAGUCCACGUGGAACACACUCCUCUGGGUGGGCAUUGCCCUCUACCUGGACGCUCACGAAUUUUACUAUAGUCUGUAGGCUUAUUCGAUUUUAAAGCUCAUUUUGCUUCCAAUAAAUGUUAGCCUGUAACCUGCUUGUCAAUCUGCAACAAGCUUAACCCAUUUAAGGGCGGCUCGCUCGUGCCCUUUCGGUACACAAACCAA
Drosophila persimilis is the source of this 2042-nucleotide messenger RNA. RefSeq names its product heparan-alpha-glucosaminide N-acetyltransferase (gene Hgsnat). The transcript is spliced from 6 exons. The record is from RefSeq and is a predicted model, not a curated record. NCBI's taxonomy places the organism in Eukaryota, Metazoa, Arthropoda, Insecta, Diptera, Drosophilidae. Bases 193 to 1917 code for a protein of 574 amino acids.